AUGUUGCGGUUCAUUACCUUUGUGAAGGUGAGCUUACAAACAAUGUUGCGGUUCAUUACCUUUGUGAAGGUGAGCUUACAAACAAUGUUGCGGUUCAUUACCUUUGUGAAGGUGAGCUUACAAACAAUGUUGCGGUUCAUUACCUUUGUGAAGGUGAGCUUACAAACAAUGUUGCGGUUCAUUACCUUUGUGAAGGUGAGCUUACCAACAAUGUUGCGGUUCAUUACCUUUGUGAAGGUGAGCUUACAAACAAUGUUGCGGUUCAUUACCUUUGUGAAGGUGAGCUUACAAACAAUGUUGCGGUUCAUUACCUUUGUGAAGGUGAGCUUACAAACAAUGUUGCUGUUCAUUACCUUAGUGAAGGUGAGCUUACAAACAAUGUUGCGGUUCAUUACCUUUGUGAAGGUGAGCUUACAAACAAUGUUGCUGUUCAUUACCUUUGUGAAGGUGAGCUUACAAACAAUGUUGCGGUUCAUUACCUUUGUGAAGGUGAGCUUACAAACAAUGUUGCUGUUCAUUACCUUUGUGAAGGUGAGCUUACAAACAAUGUUGCGGUUCAUUACCUUUGUGAAGGUGAGCUUACAAACAAUGUUGCUGUUCAUUACCUUUGUGAAGGUGAGCUUACAAACAAUGUUGCGGUUCAUUACCUUUGUGAAGGUGAGCUUACAAACAAUGUUGCCAUUGGUGAUGGUCAUCUCCCCAUACUGGUCAGCCCAGCGCUGA
Messenger RNA from Candidula unifasciata, 723 nucleotides. Lineage: Eukaryota; Metazoa; Mollusca; Gastropoda; Stylommatophora; Geomitridae. The record is from the annotation of a GenBank genome assembly.